AUGGCUAAAAAUAUUUUUCGUGAAUACCAAGAUUUUCUUGAUGACGAACUACAGGACAAUGUAUAUCACAGGAAAGUGCAAACUAUGAUUAAUGAAAAUGGCAGAAGAUUAAUCAUUGACAUUGAUGACGUACGUAAGUACAAUUUUAAUAGUGCCAAACAAUUAAUAAGUAAUUAUACCGACGAAGAAGUAGAACUAAAGCGUGCCAUCAAAGAAUGUGUUAGGUCCAUAAACACAGACUAUGAGAAUAAGUAUGGCGAAUUCUUUGUUGGUUUAUAUGGCUCAUUUGGACGGCAACAUGUCACCCCACGGACAUUGAGGUCAAAGUUCCUCGGUAGUUUAGUUUGUUUGGAAGGUGUAGUGACGAGGUGUUCGGAGGUUAAAACUGUUUUAUUGAAAAGUGUUCACUAUUGCCCGGCCACUAAAAUAUUUCUGAACACGUACAGACUUCACGUCACCAUCAUAUAG
Messenger RNA from Macrosiphum euphorbiae (potato aphid), 468 nucleotides. The record is from the annotation of a GenBank genome assembly. NCBI's taxonomy places the organism in Eukaryota, Metazoa, Arthropoda, Insecta, Hemiptera, Aphididae.